This is a messenger RNA of Dermacentor albipictus, 6852 nucleotides long. RefSeq names its product deubiquitinase OTUD6B-like. Gene Ontology annotation, biological process: protein deubiquitination. The record is from RefSeq and is a predicted model, not a curated record. NCBI's taxonomy places the organism in Eukaryota, Metazoa, Arthropoda, Arachnida, Ixodida, Ixodidae. Gene Ontology annotation, molecular function: cysteine-type deubiquitinase activity.
CGAGGGUAGCAGGCAGCGUCUGUUAAGAUGCGCAUGACGCGAUAGCGUCACUGCGCUACAUGGCGCUACAAUGAGCCGUGAGAAAUCCUCAGUGUGCAAACUCAGGCGCCGCACCGCGGGCGGGCACUGCGCGGGCGCGACCGCACGCUGCGAUAGGACAACCGGAGAACGUUCGCCGCGCCGGUGAUACAGGCGGUCGUGCUAGUAGAGCCGGCGGUCCUUGCAUAGACAAAAGCUUAUGGCAAGCUCCAUUGCAAGCUUGGAAACGAAAUACGCACUACGCGCACACGUAGCAUUCGCCGGCGCUCCUAUAUAAUGUGCACUGCUAAGCAUAUGGUUGGUGUGGCACUAACAGUAUUAAUAGUACUAAUUUAAAGGGUAAAGCUGGCACGCCGUUCCAACCGUAGUCGGCAUAUUCUGGCAUAGGCGGCGCUAGUGGGGUCAAGCUGAAGGCAGAAGGGCAGUGGUGGGAGCUGUGGGAAUCUGGGAGCGCGCACUAGCCACGGCCGCCACGGCGUCAGAGCGGCCGCAACCCCGCAGCAGCCUAAGGUUCGCGGGGGCCACAGUGGCCGCCAACGUUGCGCAGGGCAGAGUAGUACGUAGUAAGUACUUUGCAAUGCGUGUUGGCUGAUACCAUAGCUAGUACGGGUAGUACUGGCUCGCAUUGUUCAUGUGUCGCUGAAGGCUCCUGUGUGGCCACAUGCCCUUUGCGUCAGAAGCCGCCAGAAGAAAUAUUGUGCAGGAAGGGCGACUGCGGACAUUGUGGUGUGCCUAGACAGCUUUCUCGUACGAUUCUGUCUUGCUCUGGGCAAGUGGUCCGCUUGACUUGCUCGAGUUUCUUGAGUACAGUCGCUGAAUUUAGAGCGCCGUACGUACCAUGGCGGAGAGCGGCCAAGUGCGGCUUUCUCACGAUGAGCUUUUGCAAGCGCACAGGAAGGAACGGAAAGAAUUGCAAGGCGCGGUCAAAUGCCAGCAGUACCACCUGAACACCCAGCAGUUUGAAGUCUGCUUCAGGAGACUCCAAUCUAUCCCAUUUCCCGCCAACAACAUUGUCUCGCUGCACCUUCAUGAGUUUCUUGCCAACUGUGCCAUCAAGCAUGGCAUAGCAGAGGACACUUUACUCCUGUGUCUUGUUACAGCCACGUCCCACCUUAUGGGUCUUUCAUCGUCAACAAAAAUCUGUCUGUCAUCGGCUUGGCAAGAAAAUCCUGUGCUGUGGUCUUCUGUCUUGGUGCCAAGGGAACACAGUUGUCACAAUUUUGUCUGGACCCUACAAAAACUCCUUUGUGACUUACACUCAGAACUGCCUUCCAGGGAUAUUGCAGCAAAGCCUGUAGUAGUGGAUGAAGCAUCAUGUACUAGCCUUACCAGGUUGCUGACACUGCCACAGGUUGGGCCUGUUAUAGGUGCACAUACUUCUUUCGAGCAAGUAAAAUCUGUUUUUUCAUCUGUUGGGAAAGGAAAAUUUGAAAGACUUGCCUUGGGUGUGCCCGUGCUGUGGUGUCCAGUAACUUCUGAUGUCCCUUUCUUGAGUGAAGCACGUUUUAAUCUUUGCUGUAUCACAGACCCAUAUACUUUUCAUUCUGUUCUAUCUUCAAAGCUGUAUGAAAACUUGGAAUUCCAGGAAUGCAUGUGGCCUAAUGUUCUCCUUGCUUGUGGUCAUGAAAGAUCACGGGACCUGGCCACUGUAUAUGAACAGGUAGCAGAUGUGGAGGUAGACAGGUUGAAAGCCUUGCUGCUUUCCAUUGCAGAAGCACAUUGCUUACCUGUGCAGUACAAGUUAUCAGAGGAAGCAAGGUGUGUUCUUCCACAACUUAUGUCGAAGUUCAAGCAGCUGGCAUUAAGUUGGAAUUGCCGAGUUGCACUGUUCAAGACAGCCACUAGUCAGAUCUUUCGAUUGGCUGCAGCACUAUAUGUUUUGGAUGGUUGUCUUAGUGCAGCGAUUCAGCCUGACAUACGUGAGUAUGAAAUACCUGCAGCACAUGUUUGGGAAGCACAUGACAUAGUUAUGCACACAUUGCGAAUUAAAGCAGAGUUUCUUGAAUGUCCACUUCGAGAUGAGUUGUUCCACACUGUUGAGAACCCCAGAACAUCCCAUCAGAGCAACAGCUUUCAGCAUUGUGCAAAUGGAGCAGUAUCCAAUAUUUCUGUUUCGUCAGUUUUCUGUGUGGCACCUGAUGUACAGAUGCAACCAAACCAUGAGCAAGUUCCAGUACCUGUUCCAAUUCCUCGUGAGCUUUCUGUGUCUAUUGUUCAAUCGCCAGCGCGGGACAAUGAGCUCAGUGGUUCACACAUCUCACUACCUGAGCAACAAGAAUCCUUCAUUUCAUUUAGCUCUAUUAUUCCAGAUUCGCAAGAGGAGUUUGUGGACAAAUUUCACUACAAAAUCAGGCGGCUGCUAAUAUGUGGGAAGACCCUUCUCACACCAACAUUAGUGGCCCAGAUGAAGUAUGUUUCAGUAACUGAUCCAAACAUCCCUGGGAAGCCACGCUACCCCACACAACUUGCUGCCCUUUUUCUUGAGCGAGUUGCUGCCUUGGGAUUUGGCACCAUGCUAACACGACAUGACAGCCACUCCAAAAAGCUGUUGUUUCGGAAAACAGACUAUCAGCAUCUUGGUCAAGCUCAGCUAAAACUUCUUCAGAACCUUCGUGUGACCAGAGAACAGUAUUCGCAAGGCUGUCAGCGACCACGUGCAGCUUCAUAUUGGGAAACUGGAUCAGGUUUACCCGUCCGCUUGCCACAUUCACCGCAGAGUCUUCCCGUCAAGCAAGAGGUCAUCGACAUAAACUAAAGAACAGAGCAGAGUUUUUUAUGUGUCGCUUAUUAAGUGAUAUGUCCUUUCCAGCCGCACUACUGCAAAGUAGCAGUGUUAGUUUUCAAGCUAAAGCCAUGACCUCAACUAUUUAGAGACUGCUGCCACCAAAUACCUGAUUUUUGUAGACGGUAAGCCCCUCGGGUGUCGGUCAUCGGUUGAUCCUUAGCAGGGGUUUCCCAAUUUGUUUCUAUGUUUCUGCAUUGCACAUUGUGGACCAUUUAAACAUUCAUAACCAUUGAUUGACAUGACUGGCUCGUGAUGUUUGGAUGUUCAUCCAUCUUGUGAUGACUGCGCAGUGCAUGAGUUACUCUUUUCAUUCCAAGAGUAGUUGUAGAAAAACUAGACUCAUUAUUUAUCUGCAUGACUUUCAAAGUUAACUUAUCCAUUUGCAACUUACAAUUAAAUCUGCUUGUUAUGCACCUCAAGUAUAUUGGUUGCGAGUGGCAGUUUUAGUGGAAAGCGUUCAAUGUGUGUAUGUGUGUGUGUGUGUGUGUGUGUGUGUGUGUGUGUGUGUGUGUGUGUGUGUGUGUGUGUGUGUGUAAUCUGAGAGAGAGGUUACUUCACCUUGAGAGCCCUCUGGGAAUGCCUUAGAAGGCAUUGUAUGAUGAGUGAUUCGUGCAUUUCAACUACUUUGAACAGGUUGACAAAAAUUGGACACCUUUAUAGUAGAACCAAAUAGCUUUUGAAUGACUUGUAAUAUUAAUGGGGCGAUUUGCUGUCGUGGCUUACUGUGACCAUAUUGAAUGUCUUGUGUUUCAUAGCAUAUUAGUUGUUUGCACAUGCAUUGAAGGUUAUGAAAUACUGGUUAUGAAGUGGUAUCGAUAAUUACACAUUGGGUGAACAGCUGUUCUGAUGUUUAGAUGACACAGGUAAAUACAAAAUAGGAGCUAAAACUUCAUUGUAUUUUAUUUGGCAUUUACUCAUUUAAUUUCUAUCCCUUGUACUUGCAAGGCAUGACCCUGUGAUGUAAUUUUGUUUUCUGUUAAUUUACAAUUCUACUCUUGCAAAUAUUUUAUUAGAAUAAGCAGUCAUUUCCUUGCGCAGUAAGCAGGUGGAUUUGGUAAUGCUUUCAUUACAUUGUGUAUAUACUAAUCAUGUAAUACGAUCCAUUGACUGCUGCCCUUUCAUAUUGAAUUCUCAGUUUUAUACACCCCGAAAGCUAUUUUACCAAGCAUUGUCAUGCAUGCGGACUGAAUGCACAACACCUAGGUUAUCAAGAUAUGUCAGUUGGCAUUGGUUGAGGAAUAGUUCAGCCAAUCUACACUGGGUGCACAUAUUUUUGCUGCAACACAAAGGUUUAGUGACCUAUUAGUGUAGCUACAGUUACAAAAGUGGUUGUGUUUAACAGUAGUCCUAUGUGUUAGUUACUUUUUAUUCUCGAAAUGUUAACAUUUUUUUCCAUUUUUGUUCUGGAGCUAGCCUGCAGGUUUUCAAAUGCCUUCAUUACUUUCUGCAUUUGUGUUAAGAGAUUUGUUAAAACAUUAUACACAAUAGCUUGAGGCUAUAAGUGUUACUUUAAAGUGUAAUAACAUAUCUGUGCUAUUAUGGCCACUUACUUUUGAGCUAAACUCCCGAUUUAAGCAGUGCUUUCAUUGAAGUGGCUAGUAGCAGAAUAAUUGAACAAUAAUUGAAUUGAAUGAAACUGAACAAACAAACUUGAAGACUUGUGCUACAACAAAAGGAGAACAAAAAGAUUGAAAUUAAAUACUGUUAUGUUCCACAUAUUGAACAAAGGUUUCCAUAUGUUGGCAUGUCAAUUUUGCUUAUUAUAUUUUGCUACCAUAGGUUUUAGGGUUCUUAUAUGGCUGAAUUUCGUUGUGUUGUAUGUGGGUAAUUUCUUCUCUUUGCCCCAAAAUUGUCUAUUGUAUGAUGUUUGGGUUCAUAUUAUAUUUUCGUUAGGCAGUAAUAUGGGAAAUAUGAGAGACGGUUUUAAGGGGCGUAGAGAGUAUGCAGACUAUGCAGAAAAAUAAAGCUGUUCUAAUGCAGAGAAUGCUACCAGCAUAUCUUUGCAUUGGUCACUUGUACAGCCUUUUAAGAUCGGAAACAUGGGUCAUAAAAUGUGAAAACUUGUGGGAUGUACUAAGCAUGUCAAAAUGCAAAAGCAGAAACAGUCUAAAAGCCUUACAUUUAGUGAUAUAAAUAUCGGUCAUUCACAUAAGGUUAACAAAUUCACUAAUUGCAACAAAGUAAUACCAUUGUUUUAGAAUGGAACCAAUAGUAUGUGUUGAAACCUUUGAAAAGCUUGCAAAAAAUGACAAUAUCAACAAGGGCUCACACAGCAUGCUGUAUUGUUUCAAGCCAGCCACGGACUCAAUCUGAUGCUUUGUUCUGAAAGCCUUUGAAGUUUUAAAACUUCUUAUAAUUUGGACAAGUGUGCACAGUCACUGCCAUGUUUACACCACAUUUAAGCAUUACUGCUGUGAUUAUGUUGGGCUGUGACCACUUUACGGUUACAAGUGCUGUCUGAAUAACAAACUCCACAGUGAAGUAGCAUUGCUUACCAUUUUAACAGUGGAGCUGUUAGUUACGUAAACUUUGCUGCUGUGGUGGUGUCUCUACUGUUGAACCUGUGAACAAUUUGAACUACCUCCCAAAAUGUUGCCUUGUCUCUAGAAUUCUUACUUUUUUUAACAUGCUAAGCCUGUCACAUAUGCCAUUUGUGCUGAAUGGGUGGUGGUGACUGGGUAUCAGUUCUGAUUGUACAGUUCUCCAAUAUUUUAAUAAUCUCACGAAAGCAUUGACCAGCACAUUGGUCAGCACUGUGUCAAGGUGCGCCCCUAUGAAAGUAGCGAGGGUAGGCACAUGUGUACAGAGCGUCCUCGCGUCAGAGCAUCGUCUUCCAGGCUAUUUCAUUGAAUCCAGCACAGUUCCUGCUGUUUAUUCGCUCAUCUUUCGGCCAUUGCAACUUGGCACAUAUGGCCCAUAAAUGGGCAACUAUGGCACAUAAAUUUUGCUAACAAAUUAUUCCCCAUGAGUAGAGCUCGUCGUUAAUUUUUAGAAAUUGUGCAGACAAGUAAGUUUCGACAACUAAAGCCCAAACUUUUAAAUCAUGCCAUUUAGUGUUCAUUAGUGCCACAUAGAAAUUACUGCAGAGAAGUGUUGCAAUGCUAGUAACUGUAGAUCUGAUCUUCGUGUUAGUGUAGAUAUUAUAGUAUGCAGAAGGUGGCACAAGCCAUGUGUUUGCUGCAUUUAAGAAAUAAUUGGUUUGCACUAGGAAUUAGUGAAUUGAUCAUUUUAUUAUGGAACUGACCUGCAACCAUCUUUCUGCACUGACUGUAUUGACACUGAAUGUUGGGAGCUGCUUGAAUGUAAUGUCCAUGUACUCACGCAAAGUGAAAAGGCAGCUCCUUGAGUACUUGUCGCAUUGUUUGUGGCUUUGCUGUAGUGUGCAGCUAAUACUAUCAUUUAAGCUUUUUUGGCUAUUUUGUGCAAUGAAAUACCUACAUUGUACUCACUGCAUUAAGAACUUGCAUUGCCAUAGAUUAUUGUUUUGUACAUCGGUGGAGUAUUGACAAAAGGCAGCUGUCUAUCAUGAACUUGAGCCUAUUAAGAAAAUUGCUGUUAUCUUGCUUCUACUAAUUUUUGCAAAAUCUGUAGCAUUAUUUACUAUGAAGGCCAAUGGUAUGCAUGCAUGCAUGCAUGCAGCAUCAGAAAACAAUGCUUUUUCAUCUGAACACGUCUCGUGGAACAAGUUUAUGUAUAUCUUGCUUCUUUUCAUCGGUGUUUUGUUCUUGUUUUGAUGUAAACUCUGCACUGUCUUGAGCUAUGGAACAUAACUUAUUUAUACAUAUUUUUUGCUUGUAUGGCACACAAGCACUUGAAGCUGUGUCACUUUUAUUGUGUCUAGUAUAAAGAGCGUACAUAGUUCGCUAGGCCAAGUUGCAUUGUCACACCAGAAGCUUGUAUUUUGAGCAAGCCUGCUUGCUUAGUAAUCAAAAAACGCCUGUGCAGCACAUGGAAAUGUUUGCAGAGUGUAAUCAUUUGACAAACUUGAAAAUAAAGCUAACUAUGUGCUAAGGUUGGUCAUGGUACAA